UUAUUUCCUAAAAAAGAUUUUCAGGCCUACCAAACAGAGCCAAAAUAUAUGCCAAAUCUUCGGAAAUGGAAAAACCACGUACAUGUACAGUAAUACGUGCAGUCUCCUACUUGUGCAACUGUAAAUGCUAGUGCAGACUUGCACUGCUCCUGGUGGUGGAGGAAUAUAUAAUUUGUUCUUUCUUCUCACAAUCUAAAUCACCUACAACUUCCCAUUUUCAUCACUCUCAGUUUGCAUUCUUCGAUUUCGCUGUUUCCGAACUACGAUUUUUUCUUCGCUUUCAGCUGUCGAUCUUGCGGUCUUCGAACUAUUGCUGUGCUGUGGUUGUCUUUCAUUAUCUAUUAAAGAAGUUGCAAUGAGAGAAAGCUCUUCAGGUUAUUUUCCAAAGUAUGGGGCAAUCUUCAUGGCAAACAACUCCACCAGGAAAGAAUGCUUUGAAAGAGAACUCUUUGGUCUUCCGUAUGAGUUUACUGAUUUUGUGAUGGAAGUUAAAACCGGGAUGCUUUUGUUUCUCUUUGAUUACCAAGAGAAAAAUCUUUAUGGGGUUUUCGAGGCCACCUCAGAUGGCGCGAUGAAUAUAGUCCCAGAUGCAUACACAUCAACAUCUAAGAAGUUUCCUGCACAGGUCCGCUUCGGUACUUUCUGGCGCUGUGAUCCUCUUCCAGAGCAUGUUUUUCGUGAUGCCAUUGCGGAAAACUACUACUCAAAAUCAAAAUUCAGCUUUGGUUUGUCCAGAGAUCAAGUAGGUAGGCUCCUCACUUUGUUUGGGAGAAGAAAGCUCAAGGUCCCUAGCUCUCCUGUUAGUACAAGACUAUCUAAGAGAAGCAACAAUACAGAAAAAUCUGUGGUUGCAACUCAUCCUGGUUCUCUGGAAAAUUCAAUAUCAUUUGCGGAGUCCAUGCAAGUGUCAGUUCCAGAAAAAGUAAGCAACUUAGAUGCUUCUGAUCAGGGACAUGCUGCUGACCUUGAAGACUAUAUACCCUUGCCUUCAGUAGAACCUGAAGAAAUCGAAGACCCUCCUGGUGCUUUCCUUUGGGGUGCUAACUUCUCCGCCUUGUGGUCAUCUGCAGAACAAGGUGGAACAGACGAAAAGAAACUUGAUACUGAUACUAGGUAUCACGCUCAGGGGUGGGAUUCAGACAGUUUAAAGCCAGCUAGCUUCUCUUCAGGUUCUAAAAGAAGCAUCGAACAAGACGACCACAAGGAACUUGAUGCUUUCCUGUGGGGUGCUAACUUCUCCGCCCUCUUGUCAUCUGCAGAAGGUGGAACUGAUGAAAAGAAGAUUGAUACUGAUACCAGGUAUCAUGUUCAGGGAUGGGAUUCAGACAGUUUAAAGCCAGCUAGCUGCUCUUCAGGACCUGAAAGGAGCAUUGCACAAGAUAACCACAAGAAAGUUGAUGAAUCCAGUGAUUUGCAGGUGCAAGGGAUGUAUUCAGACAGUUCAAAGAACAGAACAAGUGUGUUUCUGCGGUUAGCAGGGAUUGAAAAAGUGAUGGUAGAGGACCGUCAUGGUCAUAGGAAAAGUAAGGUGGACAGUCCGAGGGACAUCCUUAAAAGAUUGGACGAGAGACGGAAAAUGUGGAAGUGCAAAAGAAGCACAGAAACUCCUUCAAGAUCCGGGGUUAGUGUUUUUUCUAGGUUGAGAAGCAAUGUAGGAAGAGCACUGGAAAGCCAAAAAGUUUUAGCUGGUGGGAGUGAACCCACAGGUGCUGCGGAAGAAUUCACUCGUCAAGAUUUGAAGCGCAAGACUAGUUGCAGUUUAAAUAUUAAUGCGAACGAUUGUAACGAUUUACCAGGUAAAAAGGGGGAGAGAAGAUCGAGGAGGAAGUGUUCCAAAAGUAGCUCAAGCAUAACUAGGACUCCCACAGUUCUCUCCAAUGUGCUUGAUCUUUCUGACGGAAGUUCUGUUUGCACAAUAAACAGUGCAUAUCAUAAAGGAUUUUAAUGCUUUUACAUA
This is a messenger RNA of Beta vulgaris subsp. vulgaris (sugar beet), 1957 nucleotides long. RefSeq lists its product as hypothetical. The transcript is spliced from 4 exons. Bases 356 to 1945 code for a protein of 529 amino acids. Lineage: Eukaryota; Viridiplantae; Streptophyta; Magnoliopsida; Caryophyllales; Amaranthaceae. The record is from RefSeq and is a predicted model, not a curated record.